AUGGUUGUUUGGGUCCAGUUCCCGGGUUUCCCCGUUCAUUUCUACCACAAGGAACUUUUGUUUACGCUGGGGAACAUGAUUGGCAGGGCAAUCAAGCUUGACUUCAACACGGCUAAUCAGCAAAGAGCGAAAUUUGCUCGAAUGGCAGCGGAGGUAGACCUGUCUAAACCUCUAGUCCCCCGAAUUUGGCUGGAUGGCAAGUGGCAAAAAGUUGAGUUGGAGAACCUCCCCAUCGUUUGCUUUGAAUGUGGCAAAAUUGGGCAUACAAAGAUAAACUGCCCGACUCUCUCACAAGCUCUUACCAUUGCUACUCAGUCCGGUACGCCUUCACCGCCGUCAGUCGCUGCGGCCGUGGUUUCAUCGGAAGAUCCAGCCGGCUUCGGACCUUGGAUGCUGGUGUCAAGGAUAUCCCGCCGAAAUUCUCGUGAUCCCCCUAAACAAGGUAAGUCGGAGCGAAUAUUGGUAAGUCAUAACGGGAAAAAAAGGGGGAAUUCAGGAAAAAAUGAAGCGGUGGCUAAGGUGUAA
Linum tenue is the source of this 525-nucleotide messenger RNA. The record is from the annotation of a GenBank genome assembly. NCBI's taxonomy places the organism in Eukaryota, Viridiplantae, Streptophyta, Magnoliopsida, Malpighiales, Linaceae.